Messenger RNA from Perca fluviatilis (European perch), 1675 nucleotides. RefSeq names its product C-type lectin domain family 4 member E-like. Bases 295 to 1065 code for a protein of 256 amino acids. NCBI's taxonomy places the organism in Eukaryota, Metazoa, Chordata, Actinopteri, Perciformes, Percidae. The record is from RefSeq and is a predicted model, not a curated record. The transcript has 6 exons.
UGAGGAAAGAACCUCCCACUUUGGAUUAACAGAAUGUCCUCUUUUUCCAAAAAACAAGCUGGACUUAUUUUGUUGUAGGUACAGGACAGUUUAACUGAGCACAUUUGUUACAGCACUGCAGCAGUGCUGUAGGCAGGGGGACGUGCCUUGAUACAUCAACCAGCAGGGACAAAUUUAAUUUCAAGGAGAAAUAUUGCUGCUUGGGAGAGGAGAUACCAAAGCCUUUAGGGCCCAGAGGAGAUACAGUACAAAGAGACAAAGUGAGACAGAAGUGUUAACAAGGGCUUCACAGCCAUGGAGGAGAGAGAAAACUACAGCAGCCUGCAGGAGUUCACUGAGGAGCCGACACCUGGAGGGAACAGGCUCAUUCUUGAACACGAUGACGGCUCACAGGGACUGAAGCGGGGGGUUGAGUGUUUGCGGAGUCAGACUUCUCUCCUGAUACUUAUUGGCUUUUUGGCCUCCAUCUGCGCCAACAUCGUACUCACUGUGCUCUUGAUUAGCAGGCCGGUGCAAGGUGCCCCCCUGGACUCCCCAUCUCUAGGCUUCAAACUGAACUCGAUGCAGAGACGUUACAUCCAGCUGUGUGAGAACUACACCGCCCUGGGACAGAGCUGUUCAAAGACAGUUAAGCAGUGCUCAGAGUGUCCUGACGGAUGGCGUCAAGUCGGGGAUCAGUGUUACCACUUCAGCAGUAACAAGCUGGACUGGCUGAAGAGCAGAGAUAGCUGUGCAGAGAUGGGCAGCCAUCUUGCCAUACUGCACACCAUGGAACAGCAUGACGAACUGGAAAAAGAAGCCAGGAGAGUUGGCGGAUUUGAUUACCACUUCUGGAUUGGCCUGUCUGAUAUAGAGAAGGAAGGAGACUGGAGAUGGGUGGACAACACAACAUUGCAACACAACUACUGGGAUCAGUUGAGCUCAGAGCCAAAUAACCACCAGUCAGGAGGAGCACAUGGAGAGGACUGUGCCACCUUAGACAGCCACGCAAAGACAUGGUUUGAUGUUCCUUGUGAACACAUUUAUAAACGGAUCUGCCAAAUGGAUGCCAUUCAGCUCAACUGAAUCCCCAUACAACUGAAAAUUCUGCACAACUGGGAAGUCUGGAAACUCUGUACAUUGUGUUGAUUGCUGUUCUACUGCAGUCUUUUUUUCAAGUAAAUCUAAAACAAAAAGCAUGACAUUAAAAGUGAACAUACAUUGUAGUAUUGCACUAAUUUUAGAUAGAGAAGGAAAUCAAUAUUUAAAUAAAUAAAAUUAAUGACUUUGAUAGACAAUGACAUAAGGUUACAGUUUUUGGAGUGUGUCCACUUACAAUGAAUGGGCCUAUUAUUAAAUGUAGUUAGAUAGAUAUUUUACCUGAAUGACUUUUAUUUGAAUGUCAGGUCAUCCAGGUCUGACAUUAGAAAAAGGUCUUUAUAUUGAAAAGUUGAAUGCCACAAAUACUGUGCUUACUACAUGUGUGAAGUUUGGGCAUGAUUAUUGUCUGUCUCUGCUGUUCAUAUUUGGUAGAGAUUUGUGCAAAUUCACAACUUAAAACUGAGCUGCAAAUUAUUUCAGAAAUAACAUUGUAGAUUUUAUUUUAGGUUGCUAUACCUUUCAUUAAUCUUGUUGUACCCUUGCACUAUGUCGGGCUUUCAAGACUAAAUGUAUGCCAAUAAAAUUGUCUUUUUUC